CAUCAAGAUAAGUAAAUACAUAGAGGAAAUGAAAUUUCAUUCUUCUCUUGCGUAAUAUAUUAUGUAAAUUUCGAACUUUGCGCUUAUAAAAGAUUUUGGAAUAAUUACACGAUAACUUUUAUACGUACUCUUUGACAAAAUAAACCUAUCACAUACACAUUUGCUAUAAGAUCUUGACGUAAUAUAUAUACAUACGAGGAUAAUGAAAAAUGGAAAAAUUAACUGAAAAGACGUAGAAUCAUGGCGGCCGCUCAACUUGCUAAGUUGCUUUUUCAAACAGUGCUACGAUUUUCUGACCGAGAAUUUAUACGCUGAAGAUUUCACCCUCGGAACGGUACUUUAAUUCGCUAUGAACUAUUUUGGUGGAUCAGAUGAUGAUGCAGGAGGAGAUGAAGAUCAAGAAUCUUCUCCUUUUCAAAAUGUUGAGGCUCUAAAAUGUUUUCGAGAACAAUGGCAAAGAGAAUUAAAAAUUUCUCCAAAACAUACACCUAAAGCUUUAACAAAAAAGCCUCAAGUUUUAGAUGGCAUUGCAUCAGAUGUCAAAAACAGAGAAGACCGAUUAAAAUCUGAAGAAAUAUCUGUAGAAGCAAAGGCAAAAAAUUUAUUUUUACAAGGAAUAGAGAAUGAACAGUCUGGAAAAUUAUAUGAAGCAAUUCAAUUUUAUCGACGAGCAGUACAAUUAGUGCCAGAUAUAGAGUUUCGUCUUUAUGAAUCAACAAAACCAAAAUUCCGUUCCGAAAAAAUGGAUAUCAUGGAGAAAAAAGAUGUAGAAGAGAGAGAAAAUGAUGAUCAUGAAAAUGAUGUAGAAGACUCAGUUGACAACGAUUGUGAUAUUUUAGGAAAACUUUCUAGGAUAAUUGAAAAGAAUGGAUACUUUUGCUUUCCUGAAUGUGAGCAAAGUACAACGCAUAUUUCAGCUCUACCUAUGGAAAUAUUCUUUUACAUUUUACGAUGGGUAGUCUCUUCAGAAUUAGACAUCCGUAGCUUAGAAAUGGUCUCGCGAGUCUGUCAAGGCUUCUACGUUUGUGCCAGAGAUGCAGAGAUUUGGAGGAUGGCUUGUGUACGUGUUUGGGGUGUGAAUUGUGGUAGAUACGAGCCAAAGUAUUUAUCCUGGCGUGAAAUGUAUAUGCAGCGUCCAAGACUACGUUAUAAUGGCUGUUAUAUUAGUAAGACAACCUAUAUACGACACGGGGAAAAUAGUUUUCAAGAUCAGUUUUAUAAACCAUGGCAUCUAGUAGAAUAUUUCCGAUAUUUGAGAUUUUUCCCCGAAGGGAAAGUUCUUAUGCUAACAUCUACUGAUGAUGCUCAAUAUUGUGUCAGUUCCCUGAAGAAUCGUAAUCCUCGAAAUACUUCUGUAUUGAUUGGUCACUAUCGGCUACGUGAUAAUUGCGUCAGCUUAAUUCUAAAGCGUCAAGAGACUAAAACCAAUACAACAAACUUUAGCAAUCGUCGCCGAAAACGCAAUGAACCAAUUCAUGAUAGUGGCGAACAAACUUUCCACGUAGAAUUUGAAAUUCAAAAUUAUCGUAAACGUCCAAAUUCGCAACUUUCAUGGUUAUGCUAUAUAAUUUACACGAAAUAUAAAAGUGGUGAAGAGAUCCCAACAAAAUUAAGCCUUGGGGGUAGAUAUCCUCCGUUUAGAUUCAAUCGAGUCAAAAGCUACACUCAAGAAAGUGAAUUCCCUUUGCAAUAAGUUUUAUAUUUCUACUAAGUAUUUAAAGUUUGCGUAAAAAAAUGUAUAUAUGGUAUAAAAUUGAUAGAAUUGUAAAUAUUUUGAUUGUUUUUGAAAGCUAGCUUUCGCGUUUACGAAAAAUAAGAUUGAUAUCAAUCUAGUGCGUUAAGAAAAAAAUCGAAUAUUUUAUAAAUUUUACUUGAAUUGUAACAAUGUUUAACAAGUUUUUAUCAUUGGACUGGUAAAUAUUUUGUUGCGGGGAAUACAAUUAUAAAAUAUUUAAAAUGAGGAGUAUUAUGCUCAUCUAACAGUAAUAAUAUGAUUCAAGUGACUUUCAAGCUUAGAGCUAUGAAACUAUUAUAAACUUCAAUAAAUAUAUUUUUGAUGUA
Molecule: messenger RNA, 2061 nt
Organism: Phymastichus coffea
Lineage: Eukaryota; Metazoa; Arthropoda; Insecta; Hymenoptera; Eulophidae
Product: F-box only protein 9
Exons: 6
Coding region: 350-1693 (447 amino acids)
Biological process (GO): SCF-dependent proteasomal ubiquitin-dependent protein catabolic process
Cellular component (GO): SCF ubiquitin ligase complex
Molecular function (GO): protein binding
Source: RefSeq, a predicted model, not a curated record